AUGUCUGGACCUAAUCCGAUAUCAGAAGUGGGAUACGAUUGUCCGCCCACCUUUGGCACUUCGUCAGCACAAAAUAUGCAGGAGAAUAUUUCGCUACCCUCGCAUGGUUUAGAAACGAUUCUCUCAAAAUUAACUGAUGCCCUGCUACCCCGGUCCAAUGCACCGUCACACCCUUUCACAGUUUUGGUACCACUUGAUCCCGACGACCUAAAUUCAGAUAUAGAGGGCUGGUGCAGAUUGACAGACGCCAUAAUUAAGGGCAAAAAUCUUAAAGGUCUGGAUCUGAAGGCGCAGCUACAUUGCUACCAAAAUACCUCCCAGUCAAUAUCAAUGGGAAGAUAUUCAAGAGACUUUGAAAGCUCAGUUCUCUCGUCCUAUGCUUAUUCAGGAUCACUUUGA
This is a messenger RNA of Arctia plantaginis, 399 nucleotides long. The record is from the annotation of a GenBank genome assembly. NCBI's taxonomy places the organism in Eukaryota, Metazoa, Arthropoda, Insecta, Lepidoptera, Erebidae.